Gadus chalcogrammus (walleye pollock) is the source of this 1662-nucleotide messenger RNA. Its product is annotated as CD151 antigen-like. The transcript has 9 exons. The record is from RefSeq and is a predicted model, not a curated record. Bases 360 to 1295 code for a protein of 311 amino acids. Lineage: Eukaryota; Metazoa; Chordata; Actinopteri; Gadiformes; Gadidae. Gene Ontology annotation, cellular component: membrane.
GUUCUCAGUCUAAACACUCUCCUCUCUCCUCCCUAAACCCACUGCUGCUGGUGGAGCACAUGACCUCGGACACACCGUUUCUACUGGUUUCCACUGCCCACUGGUCUCUACCGGUAUCUACUGCCCACUGGUCUCUACUGGUAUCUACUGCCCACUGGUCUCUACUUGUCUGCUGAUCUAUUGGUUUCCACUGGUCUGGACGGGUCUUUGAUGGACUCUGCUGGUCUCCACUGUCUCUAGUGGUCUCCACUGUCUCUAGUGAUCUGGGCUGGUUUGUACUGGUCUCUGCUGGUCUGUACUAGUCUCUGUUCGUCUGGGCUGGUUUGUACUGAUUUCUGCUGGUCUGUACUGGUAGCGAGAUGGCGAACUGCAGGACCUACAUGAGAGGACUGGUGAUCAGCUUCAACCUGCUGCUGCUGCUGUUUGGGAUUCUGAUGAUCGUUGUGGGAUUCUCAUCGGGCUACGGCAACAAACACCUCAUCUUGAUACAGCUGGAUGAGUACUCCAGUACCCAGAGCCUGCUGGUUCUUAGGGGUUUCGGACCGGUUACCGUGGUGAUCGCCAUCCUGGGACUCAGCGCCUCGGCGACACGGACCAGGACCCUACUACUGGUGUACUCUGCCCUGGUCUUCGUGGUGUUCCUGGCCCUCAUGAUCGUGUCAGCUCCUCUCAUCCAGGUCCAGACCCAGAUCGAGCGGGGGAUGGAGGAGUUGUUCUUGAACGUUACUCCUCUCUACAGAGCGGAGGCGGAGCUCCAGCGGCCCCUGGAGGAACUGCAGCUGACGGACUCCUGCUGUGGUCUGAAGAGGGCUUCUGAUUGGAAGGAUCAGAUUCCUCCUUCCUGUUUCUGUUCCCCUCCUUACCCCUCGUCUCCCCCCUACACCCACAUGAGCUCCUCCUCUCGUCCUCUAGGCAACAGUACAGUUCUGGCUCCUUGUGUGUCCGUCAGAAGGUCACAAGCCCCCGUGACCCCCCGUGACCCCGUGACCCCCCGUGACCCUGUGACCCCCCGUGACCCUGUGACCUCCCGGUACAAUGUCACCUCUGCAACUUCAGAGGAGCUGUGGGUCCACUCCAAGCCCUGCGGUCCGAUCCUGAAGAGUCACCUGACCUUCCUCAUCAGAGUCAGCAUAGGAGUCAUAUCUGCCUUCACCACUGUUCUGAUGGCUGCUAUGCUCCUGUCUCUAGCUCUGGCUCUGGAGAGGUUCUGGACUCACUGGAAAACACCGGUGGUGGAGACCACCGUGGACGACUUCAACAGAGUCAAAUACCAGCCUCAACCCUCCCUAACCUGACCCUUGACCCCUGACCUCUCAGCCUCAACCCUCCCUCACCUGACCCUUGACCCCUGUCCUCACAGCCUCAACCCUCCCUCACCUGACCACUGACCCCUGACCUCUCAGCCUCAACCCUCCCUCAAAUGACCCCAGACCUCUUAGCCUCAACCCUCCCUUACCCGACCCCUGACCUCUCAGCCUCAACCCUCCCUCACUUGACCCCUGACCCUUGAACUCUCAGCCUCACUCCUCCCUCCCCUGACCCACCUUCACCAUGUUAAACCCUACUUCCGUCUGGUGUGUUUCCUGCUGCUGUUUUGCGGUCGACAGGAAACAAAGCUCUGUGUUUGUCUCUGAUUUGGGGCCUGUCAGCAAUAAAAUAACC